AUAUUCCUCUUGUUUUCUUAGCACUGGUUGGACCUAGCAAAAACAGCAAUUAAACAAAUAAAAGAUAUGGAUCCAAUACUAUUUACCUUUCGUGUCAAAUUUUAUCCUCCUGAUCCCUUGAGGUUGAGAGAAGAAAUAACACGAUAUCAGAUUUAUCAACAGUUAAAAAGAGAUCUAUUACAUGGUAGACUUUAUUGUAGUCCAGGUGAAGCAGCAUUACUAGCAGCUUGUAUACUUCACAAUGAAUUAGGAGAGUAUGAUCCAGAGAUACAUAUGGGUAAUUAUAUAUCAGAGCUAAAAAUACUAUUAAAACAGACUGAUACAAUUGAAGAAAAAGCCAUGGAACUUCAUCAAACACAGCUCAAAGGUUUCACUGCUGAACAAGCUGAAAUACAUUUUCUUCGUAUUGCUGCACAACUUGAUACUUAUGCGGUUGAUCCUCAUCCUGUCAAGGAUCACAAAGGAACACAAUUAUAUCUAGGAAUAAAUCAUCAUGGAAUAUUAACAUUUCAAGGAUCAAAAAAAACAAAUCAUUUUCGUUGGUCUGAAGUACAAAAAAUUAAUUACGAAGGAAAAAUGUUUAUUGUACAUUUAACUAUAACUGAGGACUUGAGGACGAAGAAAAAACAUACUGUUGGAUUUAAGUGUCCUACUGGUUCAAAUCGUCGGCAUGUAUGGAGAUGUGCUAUUGAACAAAUGCUUUUUUUCACUUUGCCAAAAGCCGCUGAUGCACCAGUAGUGAGUGGUGGUUCAAUAUUUUCAUGGGGAACAAAAUUUAAAUAUACAGGCAGAACAGAAAGAGAAGUGUUGGAAGAAAAUGCAGCAUCUUUAAGUUCAGGUGAGGGAUCAUCAUUACGUAGUAAAAGUGAUACACCAGUUCAACGGUGUCAAACAAGUGGAUUACGUAGAAAAGCAAGCAGUGUACCAGCAACACCAAGUACACCAAGUCAAGAUCUCAUUGAAAUUAGAUAUUCAAGUUUACCAAGAAGUUGUCACAGUGCUGGUUUAGACGGUGCUGGUAUGUCUGAAUCAGGAACAAGUGCUCCAACAUCAGGACAAUCUUAUUGUCCUGAUAACACACUACCAUCAUUGGAAACUGUAUCAGAGGACCAAGAAAUAUAUGCCAAAAGAAAUAAUGCUGUAGACGAAAAUGAAAAAUCGCAUGCGAGUGCCACCCACACCACAUCCAUCACAAAUCAAGUGAAAAACGUGCAUAUACAAAAGAGCACAUUCAGAACAUUAUACAGUCAAAAAAUAAUAAUAAAUUCUGAUGAAAUUAAAAAUUAUAAAAAUAUUGAUGAAUUAAUUAAAAUGAAGAUUAAUAAAUUCGAUAAAAAUUCAAAUAUAAUACGUUCAACAGCACUUAUUAUAAAAACAUCAAGAACACCAAUUAAAAAAACAACAAAAAUUAUUCAAAAUAAAAAAAAUAACAUUAUUAAUAAUAAUAAUAAUUCAAUGAUAAAUAAUAAUUUCAAUAUCAAUAAAAAUAUUGAUACAAUUAAUAAUUGUGAUAAUGAUAUAUUAAUAUUAACUGAAAGUCCAAGAAAAUUUAAAGAUAAAAUUCAAUAUGAUACAGUGGAUAAUAAUAUAUCAAAUGAUAAAAAAAAUAUAACAACAAAAGCUAUUAUGAAAUACAAUAAUAAUAUUAACAAUAAUAAUAUAGAAUUUAAUCAAAAAUUCAAUAACGAAAAUGUUAAAUCAAUUAUUAAAAAUAAUAAUUAUAAUAAUAACAGUGAUAAUAAUAACAAUUAUAAUAAUAAUAAAAAAAAUAAUAAUAUUGAUAGUUUAAUUAUUAAUAAUAAUAAAAGUCCAAUGGCUUUUGCAAUGGCAAUGGCUGGUGCUGUUGCUGCUGCAGCUGCUUCAUUACAAGGAUAUCCAUCAAAUACACAAGAUUUAUCAAACAUCAAAAAUGCAAUUGAAGCAUCAGGUGGACAAUCUGGUGAUAUGGAUACAAAUGAUUAUUAUUUUAGAGAUUCAUUUGAUCAUUCAUCAUCGGAAAGUCAACAUUUAGAUGUCAUUGGAAAAAUACAAAAUAGAACAACAAAUACACAAAUACCAAAAAUGAAAAAAUUACAAAAUUCAAAAUUAUAUUCACAAUCAAUUGUUGAUGAUAAUUGUGAUUAUAUUAAUCGUGAUAAUAGUAAUUGUAAAAAAAUUAAUGAUAAAACUAAAAAAUUACGUGGUAUACGUAUAUUUAGAUUAUUUGUAUCAACAUUUCUAAUAACAAUAACAAUAUUAUUCAUUGUUAUUGUACUUAUAUAUGAAACAGAAUCAACAUUAUUUGAUAGUUUUAGAAAAAUUCCAGAAAUUUUAACAAUUAAAAAUUUAUAUUAUGCACCAAUCAAGGAAUUUCUCAGGACCAAACUUGGCCUAUUUUGAUUAUUUUAUUAUUGCCGAUUAUAAUUAUGAGAAUAACCUUGAUUGAUUGCUCAUUUAUUAUUAUUAUUAUUAUUAUUAUUGUUUAAAAAUAUAAUUAAGCUAGAUGAAAAUAAAAAAAUACCAAUAAAUAAAAAUGAUAAUGACACAGUGCCAAGAUAAAAAAUAAAUAAAUAAAAAAUAGAAAUCAAGUGAAAAGUAAGUCAAAAUAUUUAAUGAUAGACUUAGAUUUUAUGGUUGAAUUAAAAAAAUAAUAAAUUGAAAUAAAUAAAUAGAAUAUUAUAGAUGAUUAUGGCCUAUCAUGAUCGAUAGUAGAUAAAAUAAAAUUCAAAAAAAUAAAUAAUAAUAUAUAGUAAUAUUUAAAUGAAAACAAGGCCGAUCAUGUGAGACUUGAAUAUAUUUCAAUUAAAAUUGUGGUUCUUCAAUGAAAAUAUAAAAAAUAAAAUACAUAUAAAAACAAUAUUUAUUUCAAUUUUAGAAUUAUAUAUAUUUUAUUUUCUAAACAUUAUCUAAAAGUGCCUACAAAAUUAUCAAUUUUUUUUAAAUAUCUGUAUCACUUGUUUAAUAUAAUUUACUGUUAAAAAAUUUAUAAAAAAAAAAAAUAUUACCUGCCAAUAAUUGAGAUAUAAUUUAUUAUUUAUUAAUUAUUAUUUUAAUUUAUUUUUUUAAAUAAUUAAAUAUUAUGCGUCAAUGAAGUAUUCAUCAAGAUAAAAUUAAUUCAAACUAUCUCUGCGCUAAAAAUUAAUAAUCGACUCAGUUUAAUGAAAAUAAAUCACCAAAUUUCAAUUUUUUUUUAGCUUAAAUAUAUUUUACAAAUAAUAAUAAUUAAUAAUAAUAAUAAUAAUAAUCGCCCUGUUAUAAUUAAGUAUAAUUAUAAAAAAAUAAAAAAUAAAUAUAUUAAAAUUUCAUUUGUGUCGACUGACCCUAAAAAGUAAAAUUAAAUUUAAAAAAAAAUUAAAAACAUAUGUCAAUUGCAAUGUCAUGUUAUACGUGAUUAAUUAUCUGUUUGAAAAAUAAAUUGAUUAAAAUCAAUUAUUAAAAAAAAAACAAAAAAAAAAUAAUUCAAAAAAUAAUUUAAAUAAAAUUUAUUUGUUAGAAAUAUUAAUAAAAAUUAUGUCAAAAUUGUCAAGUGUGUGUGAGACUGUGUGUUUAUCAAAAAACAAAAUAAAAUUUUUAAUAAUAUAAUUUAAUUUUAUAUGUUUAUUUUUUUUUUUUCUGUGGGUAUGACAAAAAUAAAAAUAAAUUUAAAAAAAAAAGAAAAAUAUGCUUGUAGAUUAUUUAUGUAAAAACGAAAUUUAUAUUAUUUAUUGUUUUCAUUUUAGAAAAUAGAAAUGUAUACCAUUUAAAGUAUACUGUUCGUACUUAAAUAUUUAAUGUAAAAAAACAUCAAUGGAAUUUUUCGUGCAUUAGUGUAAAUAUGUAAUGAGAGUAAGAGCCUUUUAACGCUGCAUUAGACUAAAAUUGGAUUUAAAAAAAAAAUAGAAAAAAAAAAAUCAGGACAGAGUAACACAAUACAGCAUGUAGGAAAUAUGAAAUUAUUAUUUUUUUUUUUUUUAUAAUACUGGGACAGUGGUAAUUAGUGAGUUGUAAUUUUUUUUUUCCUUCUUUUUUUUUGAUAUAUUUUUUAUAAUUUGUAUCUU
Molecule: messenger RNA, 4016 nt
Organism: Aphidius gifuensis
Lineage: Eukaryota; Metazoa; Arthropoda; Insecta; Hymenoptera; Braconidae
Product: protein 4.1-like
Exons: 10
Coding region: 67-2379 (770 amino acids)
Cellular component (GO): cytoskeleton
Source: RefSeq, a predicted model, not a curated record